This is a messenger RNA of Nerophis lumbriciformis (worm pipefish), 642 nucleotides long. The record is from RefSeq and is a predicted model, not a curated record. Lineage: Eukaryota; Metazoa; Chordata; Actinopteri; Syngnathiformes; Syngnathidae.
GACUCAGUCUCCCAGAAAUCUCUGGGUCUGAUGCGAAUGCAGUUCUGGAAGACAGCCAUCGAGGACAUCUACAGAGACCAACCGCCUAAUCAGCCAGUUAGCGUUGAGCUUUGGAGGGCGGUGAAAAAACAUAAUCUGACGAAGAGAUGGUUGACAAGGAUCAUUGCAGAAAGAGAAAAGGAUCUUGAUGACCGAGGUUACCGGAACCUGCAAGAGUUGGAGUCUUACGCCGAGAAUGCACAAUCUCCGCUCUUCUACCUCCUCCUCGAGUCCUUAGGAGUGAAGGACGUCCACGCAGAUCACGCGGCGAGUCACGUGGGCAAGGCGCACGGCAUCGUCACGUGUCUGAGGGCGACGCCGCAUCUCAGCGCCCGGCGACGAGUUUACUUGCCCUUGGACAUCUGCAUGCUGCACGGCGCCUCUCAAGAAGACUUCAUCCGCCGCAGCCAGGAGCAGCACGUCCGGGACGUGGUGUACGACAUCGCCAGCCAGGCUCACAUUCACCUGCAGCACGUGGUUCUGGAGGACUUCCUGCAGCGAGUGAGGAAGGCAGACUUUGACAUUUUCCACCCGAGCCUGCAGAAAAGAAACCCUCUACUCGCUAUUCAGCUUUACUUGCGUUCCUGGAAGAGGACUUACUGA